AUGAAGCCAGCCAUGGAAACUGCAGCGGAGGAAAACGCAGAACAAAGCCAAGAGAAAAAAGUGAUCACCAGACCAGAAAUGGAAAUUGGCAGGUACCACUGGAUGUACAGGAGUUCAAGGCCACACCGGUACCAUCAUGUGCCAGCAUUGAGAGGCAAUAUUAGUCCUUUGGGGAUUCAAGGUUGCUUUGAAUGUUGCAUUAAGUGCCUAGGAGGAGUGCCAUAUGCUUCGCUUGUGGCAACCAUUCUCUGCUUCUCGGGGGUAGCGUUGUUUUGUGGCUGUGGCCACGUGGCGCUCACGGGAACCGUGACUAUCCUCGAGCAGCACUUCUCCACGACUGCCAGUGACCAUGCUUUGCUGAGUGAAGUAAUACAGCUAAUGCAGUAUGUAAUUUAUGGCAUUGCAUCAUUUUUCUUCUUAUAUGGAAUAAUCCUUUUGGCAGAAGGUUUUUAUACAACAAGUGCUGUGAAGGAGCUGCAUGGAGAGUUCAAAACGACAGCCUGUGGCCGCUGCAUCAGUGGAAUGUUUGUUUUCCUCACCUAUGUGCUUGGAGUGGCCUGGCUUGGGGUCUUUGGCUUCUCUGCUGUGCCUGUCUUUAUGUUCUAUAACAUAUGGUCAACUUGCGAAGUCAUCAAAUCUCUUCAGACAAAUGUGACAGUUCCAGGGGACCAGAUCUGCGUGGAUAUCAGGCAAUACGGUAUUAUCCCUUGGAAUGCUGUACCUGGCAAAGCCUGUGGUCCGAUUUUAGAGAACAUCUGCAACACGAAUGAGUUCUACAUGUCUUACCACCUGUUCAUUGUGGCUUGUGCUGGAGCUGGUGCCACUGUCAUAGCAUUGAUCCACUUCCUCAUGAUACUGUCUUCUAACUGGGCCUACUUAAAGGAUGCAAGCAAAAUGCAGGCCUACCAAGAUAUCAAAGCAAAAGAAGAGCAGGAGCUUCAGGAUAUCCAGUCUCGGUCAAAAGAGCAACUCAAUUCUUACACAUAAAUGUAUGCCACAGUAAUUCAGCAGAAGAAUUCUGUAGCUCUGACAAAUCAACAAAUAGCUGCUCUGCAGUACAGAUGUGUGUCUACCAAACAAAAUUAGAGAGAAGUGAAAAGCUUCAUGUUCCAGCUCCUGGAACGCUUUCACAGGGAAAUCUUCCCAAGGGUAAUCUUCCAUCCUUUCAUAGAGAGAAUGGAGGGUUUAUUCCAGGCAUUUUAAAAGGCAACACUUCACAAUAAGUGACCAAAUUAUUCCUCUUUGAGACUUUUGGUAUUUAGUAUUUGACAUGUUCUACAGCAUGACGUCCUGCACAAAACCGUGGCAGGUGCUCCAAACCAGCAGGCAGUAGAUCUCUGCACGUGAUUUAGUAUCUCCGUUUAUAUACCAAUGAAACUGUGGCCGGAUUUCUGACAGCUCGUGCUUACGUGACAGCACAGUUGCAGCAGUUUGAAGUUGCAACGGGGCUGUCUUUGAACACUAUUUACACGGGCCACAGGAACAGCACUCUGCUUUUGUGCCACACUUUUUUAUGAUGAAGCAGUCACACUCCUGUGCUUACCUGAGUGCUGAGCAGAAGUCCUGAGUUUUAAUCUUUUUAUUAACUAUUUAAUGGAAUGUAGAUCCCUGGAUCUGGAUAAUGAUCCCCUUCUUUGAAAAUAAAUGUCAGCUUUGCCUUAAUAUUUAUUUUCUAUAAAUGUCUUAGCAUUUAUAUAGUGGCAGGAGACCAUUAUCCUACAUUUUAAGUAAGUGAAAAGUGUUACCUUAUUAAAAUGACACUGAUCUGACUAUUCCAAAUGAGCGGAUGAGAAAGUUUGCAGAGUUUUACACAAACAAUAAAAAUUACAGCCAUAAAACAGAAUACAGGAUGUCCACCUUUCUCUAUCUUGGUGCUUAGCAAAUUUAUAGUCAGUGCUUAUGUGUAUUCCUUUUUACAAAUUAAUUAGCACAUGAAGAAAACGUGGUGUUCAGAAAAAAACAACAACAAACUGGUGCCAUUUUAAAAGUCAUUUCCCAUAGAAGUCUGCCUUCUAAUUAAUGUUUUUUUCAGAAGCAUUCAGUGAUAUCUUGAGUAUUAGUGAUGGUAUAUUUGGUGUUUGUUCUAUAUGAUAUAUAUAUAUAUAAAUAAAUGUUGGGGGGGGAAAGUAAAAUGCAUCAGUCAUUUAAAAAAAUUAAAUAUUUAAGUCAUACCCAUGUUAAGCUGACGUGUGGUUUGAUAGUUUUGACUGUUUGCUGAAUAUAAAUCAAAGGAAGCACAAAUUUCUUCAAGUCAGUAUUAAGAGAAAAGGCAUUUUGGGGGGUAUUAAUUUCAAAUAUAAUUUUUUUGUUAAAUAUUGGAGUCUAAUUUGACAGUUUCAAAAAAGGGGCAAAGUUGAUCAAUGUAGAGCAAAUAUGACAAAAUAGCCUAGUGUAUGUUCCUACCUGUUGCAUGAAGGAGACAUUUCUACAGCAAUGCAGGUGAUGUUCUAGCCCAGUGUUUGCAUAAGGGUAAUAAUGGAGGCAGUGUCUUAAAGCCUAAUUCUUUUCUAAUUCAGUGUAGCUAUUACUGGGAGUUUUUGAAGUUUUGUUUAAGUAGUCUAAUAUUUUUAUGUAAAGAGCAUUAAAUUUUGCUAUGUAUAAAUUUUUGUAACCUAACAGUGAAUCAAUAUUUUCUAUCAGUGCCAAGGGCUUCCUGUAGUUACAUCCAAGUGUUAAAAUAAAUAUUUGUAGAUAAUAGA
Molecule: messenger RNA, 2699 nt
Organism: Haliaeetus leucocephalus (bald eagle)
Lineage: Eukaryota; Metazoa; Chordata; Aves; Accipitriformes; Accipitridae
Gene: GPM6B
Product: glycoprotein M6B
Exons: 8
Coding region: 1-987 (328 amino acids)
Biological process (GO): axon development; central nervous system myelination
Cellular component (GO): myelin sheath; plasma membrane
Molecular function (GO): structural constituent of myelin sheath
Source: RefSeq, a predicted model, not a curated record